Molecule: messenger RNA, 764 nt
Organism: Pyricularia oryzae 70-15
Lineage: Eukaryota; Fungi; Ascomycota; Sordariomycetes; Magnaporthales; Pyriculariaceae
Exons: 4
Coding region: 1-366 (121 amino acids)
Source: RefSeq, a predicted model, not a curated record
AUGAACGGGUACCUGGGGGUAGCCAAAGCUACACGAUCGAGCAGUGCGAGUCGGACUAGAUGCUGCCUGCGCAGGAAGACCAGCCAGGUCAGGUACGGCAGGGCCAAGGGUAGCCUGCGCCUGGACAGCGGUGCUGAAGCUUGGAAAUGGAGGGGUGUGAGCCGCGACAGGCUUGGGAUGUGGUGGAGCUCCAGCUGGGGGUUCCUGGUCGCCGUUCAUGGGGUGGCGCUGGUCAGCAAGGGUGUCGAUGGAUGGGUUGCUCGCCAGCAAGUGUCCCCUGCGCAUGCCCUUGUUGACAUGAACCCUAGGCACCAUCCGCUAAAGGUGUCAGGGGUUUCGGUAGGGGCAGCUAGUAGGGAUGGAUAAUCGUUGAAGGAGCGGAUCCAAUCACGAUAGUCAUGAUUCCGAGCAGCAAAAAGAUUUCCGUUAAUUGGAAGGACCUUUUAGCGGGCCGGUUAGUCUCAGGACUGGAGCGUUAUGGGCCAUGAGAAUUCUCCGGCUCGUUUCAAUUUAGCAUACAAAAAAGCUUGGAGAUUCGUGAUUCUUGUUGUUGUUAUUUAUGAACAUUUGUGAAAUCUUACAUGAAUUGGAUUGCAAAAAUAAGAAAAUAAGUCAAGAAGAAAGAAAGAAAAGAAAAAAAAAGAGAGCGCGUCCUCCGCCUCCAGGUGCACCUAUGCGAGACAAGCAUGGCGGCCACACCUUUGCAGGGCUCUCCAUUGAACAUUUGUAGAUCAAAAGUAAUGCCACUGACUGAAGGCCAAGAC